GAAAUAUACCCGCGUGCACAUAAAAAGUUCUGAUUAUUCACGAGUCAACUGUUGAUGCCAAUUUUACCAAAGAUUAACCGUAAAAAAGGUUGGAUAUUGUUAGAAAUCAUACUUGAUUACUUGGGCUUUUCACCUUUCCUAUUUUCUUUUUAUGGGACAAUUGGGUUUUUCUUUUUUUGGAUAAUUGGGCUUUAAUUACACAACAAUCCAGCCAAAUAAAUUCUUCAAUGGUCCAAAAUGGCAAAACCCCUGCAAAACAAUAAUAAACAAAAUUUCCAAAACCACUUCAAAAAACCACAUUUCUUCAACCAAAAAAAAAAAAAAGAAAAAAAAAACUUUGAACAAUAAACGUUACGUAUAAACUGUCUUCAACUCUUCAAACCAAUAUAGCCGAGCUUCAAGAUUUCAAUCAUGGCGGCCUUGUCAACUCACCCUUCAACCAGUUUAUUUUGCUCUUUAAAAAAUGGGUUUAAGCAGGAAUGUAAGGAUUCCCAUGCUUUCUCUUUCAAAUCCCAGAAUUUGAAUUUGGGGUUUAAUCCGAGAAAAUGGAAGAACUUGGAGUUUGAUGAAAUGGUGGUAUCUGCUACCAAUGUUGAUCAGAUGGGCAGUGAGAGUAAUUUUUCCUUCAAUGGAUCUUCUCCCUCCUCUCGAUCAAAGUCGAGGAGGCACACAAUAUCAGUAUUUGUUGGGGAUGAAAGUGGAAUGAUAAAUCGAAUAGCAGGGGUCUUUGCUAGAAGGGGUUAUAAUAUUGAAUCCCUUGCUGUUGGGUUGAACAAAGACAAAGCUCUUUUCACUGUUGUUGUCACUGGAACUGAUAAGGUGUUGCAGCAAGUGAUGGAACAGCUUCAGAAACUUGUAAAUGUUUUGAAGGUUGAAGAUAUAUCCAAGGAGCCACAAGUAGAACGUGAAUUAAUGCUUGUAAAAGUCAGAGCCAAUCAGAAUAACCGAGCUGAGUUGAUGUGGUUGGUGGACAUCUUCCGUGCCAAAAUUGUGGACAUAUCAGAAGAAAAUCUAACAAUGGAGGUCACUGGAGACCCAGGCAAGUUGGUUGCAGUGCUAAGAAAUCUUGUCAAGUUUGGAAUCAAAGAGAUUGCUCGUACUGGAAAGAUCGCUCUUAGAAGGGAAAAAUUGGGAGAGUCUGCUCCUUUCUGGCGUUUUUCUGCUGCUUCUUAUCCUGAUCUUGAAGAAACUGUGUCUGUGGAUGCUCUUUCUGGAGUCUCAAGACAAGCACCUGAUGAUGGAUCGUCAAAUUCAACUGUGGAGGGUGAUGUUUAUCCUGUAGAACCUUUUGAUGGAUUUGCAGUUCCUCAAGUCCUUGAUGCUCACUGGGGUGUUUUGAAUGAUGAAGAUACGAGUGGGAUGCGUUCACACACUCUAUCGAUGCUUGUCAAUGACAAACCUGGGGUCCUUAAUGUUGUCACAGGGGUUUUUGCUCGAAGGGGUUAUAACAUCCAGAGUUUAGCCGUGGGUCGUGCGGAAGGUGAGGGUCUAUCUCGCAUUACUACUGUUGUACCUGGUACAGAUGAAUCAAUCAGCAAACUGGUGCAGCAAAUUUACAAGCUGGUUGAUAUUCAUGAGGUUAGAGAUCUCACCCAUUUACCUUUUGCUGAGCGGGAGUUGAUGUUGAUAAAGGUAGCUGUGAAUACUGCUGCACGCCGUGAGGUCCUUGACAUUGCCAGCAUUUUUAGAGCAAAAGCUGUUGAUGUAUCUAGUCAUACCAUAACACUUGAGCUCACUGGAGAUAUAAACAAGAUGGUUGCACUUCAGAGAUUGCUGGAACCCUUCGGUAUCUGUGAGGUUGCACGAACAGGACGGGUGGCCUUGGUUCGAGAGUCUGGUGUGGACUCAAAAUAUCUCCGCGGAUACUCGUUUCCAUUGUAAGAUUUCUGUCAACUGUCAAGACUACAUUGUAGAAAGCCGGAGUGGAUAAUGAAAGUCUGUUUCUGCUUGCAAAAAUUUUUUUGUACUCAUUUUUUUUUUCCACACAUCUUUGCAACUUUUGUUUCUCUAGUUAUAGCUGUAGAGGAAAGUGUUUGAAAUGCUGUACAAUUUUGAAUUACCCACUAGUAUACCUUAGUAAGCUAGCUUUCUAAGCUAAGCAAGCCCGGUUCUCCGGGCACUACGGUAGGACGUGGAUCGUUUAGAAAUCGUUAAAAUUCAUAGUACCUAGAUUGGCAGGAAUGCCCAUUUAUGGGGUGGGGAGAAAGAUCAAAGGUAAAUGAGGCAAGUAUAGUUUAAAAUUCACUCCUUUCUCUCCCUAA
Molecule: messenger RNA, 2261 nt
Organism: Chenopodium quinoa (quinoa)
Lineage: Eukaryota; Viridiplantae; Streptophyta; Magnoliopsida; Caryophyllales; Amaranthaceae
Product: acetolactate synthase small subunit 2, chloroplastic-like
Exons: 12
Coding region: 412-1881 (489 amino acids)
Biological process (GO): L-valine biosynthetic process
Cellular component (GO): cytosol
Molecular function (GO): acetolactate synthase regulator activity; acetolactate synthase activity
Source: RefSeq, a predicted model, not a curated record